Molecule: messenger RNA, 2697 nt
Organism: Taeniopygia guttata (zebra finch)
Lineage: Eukaryota; Metazoa; Chordata; Aves; Passeriformes; Estrildidae
Source: RefSeq, a predicted model, not a curated record
AUGGCGACGCAGGCGGAGGUAGCGCCGGCGGCGGGGGAGGUUUGGGGGAUCCCGGGAGGGUUUUGUGGGGUUUUUUUGGGGUUUUUUGGGGUUUUUUGUGAAGAUCCGGGAGGGUUCUGGGCCGGCGGAGGGGGCGCGGCGCUCAGCGAGGCCGUUGUGGCGCAGGUGGCGGCGAUGGAGGCGCCGCUGGAGGCGGAGCUGGAGGAGGAGCUGGAGCUGGAGGGGGCGGAGCUUGAUGUGCACAUCCAGGAGAACCUGGAGGACGCCUUGGUGCAGGAGGCGCUGCAGACCGGCGUGGACCUGCGGCAGUAUUCCCGGCAGGUGGAGCUGGAGCUGCAGGAGGUGGAGAGGGCCUCGAUCCAGGACUACAUCCGGGAGAGUGAGAACAUCGCGGAGCUGCACAACCAGAUCAGCGCCUGCGACGCCAUCCUCGAGCGCAUGGAGGCGAUGCUGGGCGCGUUCCAGAGCUCGCUGAGCUCGCUGAGCGGGGAGAUCCGGGCGCUGCAGGGCCAGGCCGGGGCCAUGAACCUGCGGCUGCAGAACCGGCGCCGCGUCCGCGAGAGACUCGGGGGGCUGCUGGAGCAGCUGGUGGUGCCCCCCGACAUGAUCAGCGUGAUCCUGGAGGCGCCGGUGACCUCCCCCGAGUUCCUGGAGCAGCUGCGGGCGCUGGACGCGCAGAUCGGGGCGGUGAAGGAGGAAUCGUUCCGUGACACCGUCGCCUGCGCCGACGUCCAGCACGUCCUCGACAAGCUCCGCAUCAAGGCGGUGACGAAGAUCCGGGAGUUUGUGCUGCAGAAGAUUUUCUCCUUCCGGAAGCCGAUGACGAAUUAUCAGAUCCCGCAGAAUUCCCUGCUCAAGUUCAAGUUUUUCUACCAGUUCCUGCUGGGGCAGGAGCGGGCGGCGGCGCAGGAGCUGCGGGAUCACUACGUUGGCACCGUCGGCCGCGUCCACUUCUCCUAUUUCCGCUCCUACAGCGCGCGCCUCAUGAAGGUCCAGUACGAGGAGGUGGCGGAGAAGGAUGACCUGAUGGGCGUCGAGGACACGGCCCGCAAGGGGUUCUUCUCGAAGCCGUCGCUGCGCAGCCGCAACACGGUUUUCACGCUGGGGAACCGCGGCGCCAUCAUCGGCCCCGCGGAGCUCGAGGCGCCGAUCAUCGUCCCCCACGCCGCCGCCAAGGGCGAGCAGAGGUUCCCGUUCGAGUCGCUGUUCCGCUCGCAGCACUUCGCGCUGUUGGACGCCGCGUGCCGCGAGUUCGCCUUCCUCAGCGAAUUCUUCCUGGUCAGCGGCAACGGCGCCCAGGAGCUGUUCAACGCUGUCAUGGGACGGACACUCAGCAUGUUCCAGAAGCACCUGGAGAGUUUCGUGGCCGAUUGUUACGACGCCAUCGCCGUUUUCCUCUGCAUCCACCUGGCGCUGCGCUUCCGCGCCCUCAUGGCCAAGCGGGGCGUGCCCGCCCUCGAUGGGUACUGGGCGUGGCUGCUGGAGCUGCUGUGGCCGCGCUUUGAGCUGAUCCUGGAGCUGCACAUCCGCAGCGUGCAGGGAACCGACCCACAGAGGCUCGGGAUGGACACACGGCCACACUAUAUCACGCGCCGUUACGCCGAAUUCUCCUCAGCCAUCGUCAGCAUCAACCAAACCCUGCCCAGCGAGAGGAGCGACGCGCUGCUGGCGCGGCUGCAGCUGGAGGUGGAGAACCUGGUUCUGCGCGCGGCCGCCGAGUUUCCGUCGCGCCGGGAGCAGCUCGUCUUCCUCAUCAACAACUACGACAUGAUGCUCGGGGUGCUCAUGGAGCGAGCGGUGGAGGAGAGCAAAGAGGUCGAGGGGUUCCAGCAGCUGCUGGCGGCGCGCACACAGGAGUUCGUGGAGGAGCUGCUGGCGCCGCCCUUCGGGGGCCUGGUCGGGUUCGUGCGCGAGGCCGAAGCGCUGCUGGAGCGCGGAGAGGGAGAGAGACUGCGCGGGCAGGAGGCACGGGUGACGCAGCUGAUCCGGGGAUUCUCCGGGAGCUGGAAGGGCGCGGUGGAGGCGCUGAGCCAGGACGUGAUGAGAUCCUUCAGCAACUUCCGCAUCGGCACCGGCAUCAUCCAGGCGGCGCUGACCCAGCUGAUCCAGGUGUACCACCGCUUCCAGAAGGUUCUGGAGCAGCCGCCCCUGCGGGCGCUGCCGGCCCGCGCCGACCUCAUCAACAUCCACCACCUGAUGGUGGAGCUCAAAAAGCACAAACCCAACUUCUAACCGCCCCGAAAUCCCGGGAAUUCGCCCCAAAAUCCUGGGAAUUCGCCCUGAAAUCCCGGGAAUUCACCCCCCAGAAUCCUGGGAAUUCUGCCCAAAAAUCCCGAGAAUUCUGCCCAAAAUCCCAGGAAUUCACCCCGAAAAUCCUGGGAAUUCACCCCCCAGAAUCCUGGGAAUUCACCACAAAAAUCCUGGGAAUGCUGCUCAAAAAUCCUGGGAUUCCUUCCCCGAAAAUCCUGGGAAUUCAUUCCAAAAUCCCGGGAAUUCACCCCGAAAUCCCGGGAAUUCACCCCCAAAAUCCCAGGAAUUCACCCCCCAGAAUCCUGGGAAUUCAUUCCCAAAUCCCGGGAAUUCACCCCAAAAUCCCGGGAAUUCACCACAAAAAUCCUGGGAUUCCUCCCCUGAAAAUCCUGAGAAUUCUGCUCAAAAAUCCUGGGAAUUCUGCCCAAAAAUCCCGGGAAUUCACCC